AUGAAAGUGUGAGUUCUUUAUUUUCUCGUCUCCCUAAAUAAUUUCAAAGAUUUUUCAGACCAGCUUUUCUGAAAAAGAAAAAGGUUCAAUAUGCGAUUCUGAUCACUGGAUUUCUUCUAACUUUAUCGCUUUUCAUUGCAAUUCUGAUUGGUAGUGUUGGAAAUUUCAUAAAUCGGGAUGAUUUUAAACCAAUUUGCGAAACGGAUAAGUGUUAUGAGCUGGCAAAUCGAAUGGCAUCAUAUAUGGAUAACUCAACUGAUCCAUGCAUUGAUUUUUAUAAAUUUAGUUGUGGAAAUUUUGAAACAGGAUUUCAAAGUAAAAAAUAUUUGCAUUUUAAUUAAAAAAAAAAGGGGGGGGGGGGUAAGACGACAAAAAAAUUUUGUCGCAAAGUUAAAAGCUCACCAAAAGUAGUAAAACCUCCAAGGGAUUUUUUCUGAAAAGGCUCAGAAAAAAUGUUCCAUGAACCAGGUACCACGUAUAACGUAUGCGUUGAAAAUAUUCCAUAAACUUUUGGACAACGUAUACGUUUGAAAAAAAGUUCAUGGAAUAUUUUUUUCGGAUCUUUUUACGCCUUCCGAGAAAAAAAUCCCCUGGGGCUUUUACUAUUCGAAGGCGGCCUUCUUUUUUCUGAGCAAAUACAAUUUUGUCGUCUUACCUCCUUUUUUAUUACAGAAACUCAUGAUAAUUAUGAAGUAGAUCGGAAAAUGUUCCGGAAACAUUUCAAUUUUUCAACUUAUAAACCGAAAACAACACCUCAAAAAAUAGCAAUGGUUUUGAUGGAUAAAUGUAUGAAAACUGACAAUGUUGAAAUUAUUGAGCAAAGUGUUUGGAAAAGUACAGAUUUGACUGAUAUUCUAGUGGAAAUUUCGAAAGUUUCGAUUGGAAAAACACAUUUUCUGAAAAAUGAUAUCAACAUGUGGUCAUUUGGAAAUAGUUUGGAGAAUGUUUAUCUAGUUUUGAGUUUGGAAAGUGGAAUAGACGAGGUAACUAUUUUUUAUUUGAUUGGGCCCCUCAUGUCGUGAAAUGUUUUAGAUAUACAAAGAUGAAUACAACAAAAUCCUCAACGACAAUCCGAUUUUGAAAACUGAAAAACUAGGAAAAAGUGAUGGAACAACAAAUCCAUUUCCAUUUCUUGAUAUCAAAAAAUACUUACGCGAAGUGCUUCCCCAAUAUGCAAAAGAUACUAAAUGGUCUUUGCAUUAUUUGGAAAAAUGAGUUAAUGGCUCUGCAAGAACUCGUUAAUUUGAAAGGAGUUGAAACCAUUCGCGAUGAAUUGAAACCGUUGUACAACAAAGUUCUGGGAAAAUAUGUUGUUGGGAAAAAUGUGACUGGAAAAGAACGAGAUGAGCAAUGUUUUGGAAAAAUUGAAAAAAUGUUUCCUGGAACUUUCGCAAUGAUUUUCGCCGAGCAAUUCGUACCAAAGGAAAAUUUGAAAAGAGCAAAGGAAAAUCUUAAAGAAUUGAAAGAAGUGUUUCGUGAAAUGAUAGAUGAAAAUGAUUGGAUGGAACAAGAAUUGAAAGAUGGAUUUAAAAAAGAGGCGGAUUUGAUAGAAGCAUCGUUUGGAAUUCCGGAAGAAUAUGAAGACAUGGAAAAUGUUGAAAAAAUGUAUGGAAGUGUGCAAAAAACGAAACCAGCUGAGCAACAAACAUAUUUAGAACUUGUUCGAAAUUUGUUGAAAAUGAAUGCUGAAGAAACAUUUUUGAGAAUUGCGAAAAAAGCAGAUAUAACACUUCUGGCGGGCCCACUCAUUGCGAAUGCAUAUUUUCAUUAUGCUUCUCAUAGAACUUGUGAGUUGUUUUCUUGGAAAAGCUAUUGUUGUCAGCUCUCAGAGUUCAUACUAAAACUUCGAGGUUUCCAGCUUUCGGGUUGGUUUGGAUGAUAUAUCCAAAAAUAGAUAUGGACUUACCAAACUGGAAUACAAUCGUAGAUUUUUCAUCUAUUCUGGGACAUGAAAUGGGACACUCUUUUGAUGCGCAUUACUUUGAAACAAAUGAACUUUUCGGAAAACAUCCUAUAAGUCCAAAAACUCGAGAAGAAUUCAAAAAACGAGUUGAUUGCUUCAUUGAAAAAUACAGUAAAUAUAAAUUUCCCGAUGGAACAUUUUCAAAUGGAGAAAAGACUAAAGGAGAAGAUACAUCUGUUAAAUAGGAUUUGAUUUGGCCAUAAGAUUAUUUAAGAAAUUGUUAGAUGAUAGAAGACAACAAAAAUUACCGGUUAUUGAUCAAUAUACAGUCGAACAACAAUUUUAUUUGAGAUAUUCUUAUGUAGGUUCUCUUAAAAUUAAGUUUUUCGGAAAAAUUAAAAUUAUUUAGAUGAAAUGUAGUAGAAAAUAUGAUAAGUCAGACAUCGAAAGCGCAAAAAACGACACCCAUAGUAUUUAUGAAUUUCGAGUCAAUGGAGUUUUGUCGAAUUCGGACGAUUUUGCAAAAGCUUUUGGAUGCGCUAAAAAUACGCCGAUGAAUCCCGAAAAGAAAUGCCCAUUGUACUAA
This is a messenger RNA of Caenorhabditis angaria, 2489 nucleotides long. Lineage: Eukaryota; Metazoa; Nematoda; Chromadorea; Rhabditida; Rhabditidae. The record is from the annotation of a GenBank genome assembly.